Messenger RNA from Porites lobata, 10158 nucleotides. Lineage: Eukaryota; Metazoa; Cnidaria; Anthozoa; Scleractinia; Poritidae. The record is from the annotation of a GenBank genome assembly.
ACCAAGAUGGCUGCUUGCUUACACCAAGCGCUCGAUUUUUACGAUCUGACAGGAAAAUCGGAGACUAUAAGCGACAUGGAACACUGUAUGAAACCUAAAGAGGAGUUUUAACUGCCCAAGGAUUGAUAAAAGACAGAGAGAUCUACUGAGCCAAGCAAAUUGAAAUCGUUUUAAUAUCGCUAGUAAAGUCCGACUUUCGUGGUUCUUCAAAAACAACUGCAACGCGAUGAUCAUCAUCUUCUCAGUGGUUGCUUCAGCUCUCUUGGCUAGCAUCGUAUUUUUGGUUAUUAGACUGAUCGGAAAAUAUCACGCUUUAGCAGACCUAAGAAAACUACCUGGUCCAAGGCCUAAUAUUUUCUUUGGAAACGCAUGGCAGCUUCCCAGUAACCCUGAAGGUACCCAUACCGCAGUAUCGAUCUGUUUUCAGGUUAUACGUACUUAGCUUGUUGUAAAGCAUUUAAAUAAUAUGCUUUACUUAUUGUAGGCCUCGUCUUGAGUGCAGUUUUAUUAACCAAAAAUUUCAGAAACUUCUGUCUUCUUAGCCUCCCACGCAGGUGUUUUUGGGGGAGCUCGUUUUUCAUCCCUGUGAAAAACGAGCUCCCCUAAAAACGGCUGCGUGGGAAGCUACUGUCUUCUCGGAAAAGGAAUAUUCGACGGAUCUGGCCUCACUUGAACUUCUAAUCCUCCUUAAUCCGAUUAUGCAGUCUUCGAGGUCAUUUCGAUCGUCCUAAAAAAUUCCCUUUUUUAACUUUCAGUGGUCACGCAACUAAUCGACCACUUACGGUAAGACAUUUCCGGUCGCUUCUCUCCAACCGAAGAAAUUAACCCCGAUAUAAUUCUGUCUUGAUAAUGAACGUUCUUGUAAGCUGCAUAUCCUUGAAAUUAACUUUCGUGUCGAGCCUGAAUAAGCUAAGUAAGAAAUAUUUCAAGACAAGUAAAUUGUAAAUACUUCGAGUAAAAUUAAGCUUCACCACACAACCGUUUCUUUUUAACUCAAGGCUAUUUUCCGACGCACAUAAUUAAGAUUGAUUGACAUGAUUCGCCUUUUUCAAAGCUUACGAAACCGCAAGUUCCCAAAGUCGGUUUUAGGGAUGGUUUUUCAAGUCACUUGAGGUCUUCUAGAAUUGUUUCAACUUUCCGACUCAGGGGCGGAUCCAGGAUUUUUUUUAGGAGGGGGUGCACUCGUCUCUUGCUCUACUUCAAUAAACCACAUAGUUUUUUUUUUUUUUUUUAAUGGCAAAAUACCAGUUGUAUUAGAAAACCGCAGGUCAUCUCUGGGGGGGCACCCCUGCACCCUCCCCCUAGAUCCGCCCCUGCGACUUAAAUGAGAUGUAAAGUAAAAUAACUUGAGAUUUUACUAAGGCCUUUACACACUGCACGUAUCUUUGGUUAAGUAAAACUGAGCAGCUCUCAAGUCUUACUCAGUAACGGCAAAGUGCAAAGGCUACCAUUCUUUAAAAUUUCUAGGCAUGUUUAAACAAGUACUGCAGUGGGCAGAUGAACAUUGGAAAGAGGGAGUUUUCUUUCUCUGGCUAGGGCCUUUUUACCCUUAUGUGCUAACAUUUAAACCUGAAUUUGCCGAGGUAAGAAAUGUCUAGUAUUAUAUAUAGCACAGAAUUGUAUAAUUUAUUUUUUAGCUGACCCUGUGACUACUUUCCCAAACGCAUAUCCAACUUCAGCCCUUCCCAGAAUACGCCGUGUGUCUUAACCACGAUACGUAACCGUGAAAAGGGUGGUCACGCAACACUUCUUCUUUCUUUUUGAGAAGGAGCGUUGCGUGGAAACCCUGAUAACGGCUGCAAAGGAGACUGUGUGUAGUUCCGCACUUCCGCGAGAGAAAGUAAGGUUUUUUUUAGAGACCUCACAGCAUAACAACGGCGACGACCGAAUGGAAACGUCUGUGGAAAACGGGUUCUUACAAACUUCUUUCACGAUUACUAUUAAAGUUGGGAAAUUAAGUCAGUGAAGGUUUAGCUAAAAAGAAGCGUCCGAACUCAGAUAGCCUUGUUUGUCAUGUUCUCAAGAAAAAGGUGAAGAAAAUUGGGCUUUUGACGUAGUAGUUUUGUCAGGGAUGUUGUGUCACGGAAGGCAACUGAAAAGCAUGUUGCACAAGAGGAGUUCUUGUUCUUCUUCUAACUUGUUGUUUUUUUGUUUUUGUUAUUGUAUUUUUUCACUUAUAAUCUAUCGUUUUUUGACAUUCCCUCUCUCGGAUUUGAUGAAAGAAGUGCAAGGGAAACCCUUUGGUCAGAGAAGUGACUGAAUACGUACAGACACAAAGUUCAUGAGUACUUAAAUUCUCUUUAUAUUUUCAGAUUCUCUUGGACAGCUCAAAACACUUGACCAAAUCUAAUGAUUAUUCAUACAUGAUUCCGUGGCUUGGGACAGGUUAGUGAUGUUCUAAAACCAUUCUGUGUUGGAGUCCAUGGCAUAAUAAUCAAACUGGCUCUUCAAAGAAAACACAAGGGAUCAAAAGAGAACACCUUCAUAAAAAAAAAAAAAAGUCACUUUGAUUUAUUUUAUAUUGCCUCCUGCUCAUUUCAUUUGUGCAGAACAUUUGGACCAUUUAUACGAGAAAAAAUAAGACAUGUCUUACAUAAGACGCGUCCUAAAUAAGACGCAAACUAUCCCGUAUGAACGGCACAUUUCGUCUAAGACGCGUCUUAUUUAAGAACAGCCCUUAACACCUGUUCUUCGAUAAGACGCGUCUUAGCUAAGUCGCGUCUUCUUAUGCAGCCUCUUAUUUUUCCUCGUAUGAAUGUCCCUAUUGACUCCGAUGGAUAGCAACAUCCUUGGAAAGAAUUAAUCCUUUUUUAACUAUUCGACGACCUUCACAAACGCAUACUCAUUACAAAAAUUCACCACUUCGCAGGUCACCCCACUCGCCUUAAUCUAACCCCAAUCUUCUCUUAGCCAGUUCUAGGUAUCUAGGUUUUGGACUGAGGGUGGUGCGAGAUAGAGAGCACCACGGAGGAAAAAACGCGGAAGAUUUGAAGAAGGGGGAGGAGACAGGAGGUUUUUUCGCCCUCUCCCUACCCCCUCCCUUGUUGUUUUUUUCCUGCUCACUUUUCUUUGCGACAAUUAAAUUCUGUUGUUAAAGUAGUCUUGUUUUUAUUUUUCAUGUUUUUCCUGCCUGUGUGUGAUGUGUUGUUCCAUCAUCCAUCAUGACAUGCAAUCACCGCAAUGCCGGGCUGGAUAACAAACAAAGGCUUAUUAAUUAGGUAGGUAAAAUAAUUCCUACCUUGAUCUCAUCGGUUUCUCUUAUUAUCCUCAACCCUUGAACCUAUGAACAAAUUCAUGACUCACUAUGUGAAAAAGCAAAUCUAUAUUGUAGAGCACGAAAGAAACGGGUCCAAACAUCGAAAAGCUUUUGAGAACUCGUUUUCCAUACCCUUGUGCAUUCCAGAUCGAUCAAAUUGGAAUAAAAGUGUUCGCUACUUAAAGUGAUUGAGUUUUUGUUGUGGGUUCUGCUCCACUAACCAGAGAGAUUAAUCUGUUUACAUAGAACCUGUGACAAGCUCUACUGGGCAGAUAACAAUGAAAGAAUGGAACUGUUUCAUAACCCAUACCCUAACAUCUUUGCAAGAAAAGAGAGAGAGAGAAAAUGAAACCCGCUGGUGCCUGCUCCCGUUUUUGCGCUUAGCUGGGAGCAAAGCCACUAUCUUUCACUGUAUUAUUUAAACUAUUUUUAUCCUUGCCUCACCUUCUCUUGACAUGUGACUUUUUUUUGCUUAAACAGUGAAGGCUCGAAGUGGCGGACGAGAAGAAAAUUGAUCACUCCAACCUUCCACUUCAGAAUUUUGAACGAUUUUCUUCAAGUAUUCAAAGAACAAGCAGCGAUUUUGGUUGCUCGCCUUGAGGUAAUUAAAAUUUACAUUUUCUCCAACCUUCCGAAGUGUUAACUGAGUUUAAUAUUGGAACAUGGUGUAUGCGAGAAAAUUUACAAUAUGCCCUAUUUUAACAGAAACAAGUCGGCAAAGGAGUCUUCAAUUUGAUGCCCUUCAUCUCACUUUGUACGUUGGAUAUCAUUUGCAGUAAGUAUAAUUGAAUUCUAAAAUAUCGAAUAUAACCUCGGUUUUCAUUGGAAUCAAUAUUUAUAUUAACAGGACGCCUGCCACCCAUCCAAACCUAGUUCCUAUCUUCUACUUAAAUAGACGAAGUUGUAUCAAAGGUUACAGCCCCACGCGGUAUUCAGGGAUUAUAUCGACCCAUUCGCUCUUGAAAAUUUUGCCGCAAAAGCGUCUUGAAGCUAGUUUGAGCCGUUUUCUGGUCACUGUCUGGCCAUAAAGAGCUAAAUACUUACCACAAAUCCGUUUACAGGUAGUACACUUCGCGGCCUGAUCCAGAUCCAAAAAUUCGCUUUCGAAGUUCGAGCAUGCGCAAAAAGCAAAAUUUUGAGAGGGUUCAAAAAUGACACGGCAGUCUUGACUUUUUCUUUUCGCUUUCUCUCCUCUCGUCUUUUUUUUCGCUUUUCUUGUCUCAAAUUUUUUUGCUAAGGGCGUUAAGUAGGCUUCAUUUUGGUGGGAACUGUUUCUGGGAAAGCUUUCAGGGUCUUAGGAUUAGAUAGGUAGGUCGGUUGUGGAACAAAAUUUUCAUGGGAAUUUUCGGGUUAACGGUACAUGUGUGUUUUUUUUUUGGCCUUUUUCUCUGGCCUUCGUGACUGAAUCCUGCUCAGUGGUAUGGUGUGAAAAAUCUCUUCAUCCUGCACAAACUUAACGUCCUUGGCCGUUAUAACUGAUGACGUCAAAAGCGGUAGAAGGAGCGUGGAUUCACACGGGCGAAUGGGUUAAGAAAGUCAGGGUCCUUAAUUUCUAUUGUUAAGGAACUUAGUGUACAUGUGAUCAUAGAGGUCAUGAUAAUCUGAUGAAAAUUAUUCCUUUUGUUUGUUUUCUUUGAUUUUAAGUCACCUCCAUGGAUUCAUCACCAAACGCUCAAGAAAAUAACGAUUCUCCAUACGUGAAUGCUGUCUUGAGGUUUGGAAUAGCUAUAGAGCUCAUUUCGCUUUACUAAUUUCAACUGAAUUACCUUCUUCUUAGUAACGUAGCUUGGAGUCUAGCAAGAUGGUCCCCAAAGAUUCCCAAAAAGGCUCUUCGAGAUGUGGAGUUUGCCUUAUUUGUUUGCCCGCAUUCAGGAUAUCGAUUUCAUAGCAAAAUAGUAACAGGGUUCGGAAUUGAAAGUAUGCACGAGAUGCGGGAUUCCGAAAAUAACCAUCGGGAUUACGGGAUUGCGCGAGAUAAGGUUCGGGAUGUGGGAUUUCCCUUGUUUGAAGCUCGGGAUUUGGGAUUUCAAAGCAAAGGUAGGGCGAGAUUCGGGAUUGAAAGUACGCACGAGAUGCCGGAUCCCAAAAAUAAACUUCGGGAUUACGGAAUGCUUCAAAUCGCUGCUAGUCACAGGUCUGUGAGGUAUAAUACUAACCUCCCUCCUCCCUUCCAUUCAAAGUUAUUCCUUCAAGUUUUGAGCCUGUUCUUGUAUUGCUAGCGACUUUGAUAAGGGGUUGAGGGGGGUCACAAGCACAAGUUCAUGGACGGGCCAAUUAACCCAAAAUACGAUACAGUGUCUCCAGUACGCUUGCAACUGGCUGUAAAUCCCCCGCUGUUAUUCUUUAGAUUUUUACUUUUUUUGCGUGACCGGGCUCCACCUCGAGAAUGCCGGCCUGUAAUUGGCAUGGCCUAUGGAGUGUUUUCACAUGACGUCACGGCGGCCAUAUUGUUGUCCCAAAACAAUAAAAAACGGCGGCCGUGUUGGUGUCCCAAACUAGUUCUGUGGGAGUUGAACUCUUUUCUUAUGCAAACGCUUUCUUUUGUUGUAAUAAAUUUGCUUAGAUGCUGACCACGUGAGUGAAAACACUCUAUAAAAACGUAAAGGACCCAAGCCCCUCGAACCGAAACUUUGUCCUAAAUAGCUAAGAGAUUCAUAACUUACUGAUCAUACACACACACACGAAGGACUAGUUUGCUUUUACAUGCAACAGAAUGUCCAAGCUGGUUCACAAGAGGCAGAGGUCUCCUUGGCUUUGGAAUGAUGUCAUUUAUAGCUUGACGCCUUCGGGAAGAGAACAUGAUAAAUGCCUUAGGAUUCUUCACGAUUUCACAAACAAGGUACUUAUUUUACUUUACUUUUUAGCAAAUGGCGGGCCUGAAUUAUCGAUGACACAUUGUCAACUCGCCCCACCCCUUUAUUUCACUCAACCAUGCCUUAUAUCUUAGUACCGUAGAUGCUCGAAUAAGCGCCUAUUUGAUUUUUUGACUCGAGAGGGGGGCGUCAAUUUGAGGGGGACCCUUAUUAUAUAGACUUGAGUUUCAACGUCCUGUAGUAGCCAAAUUCGCUGUCCUUGUCAGAUGUCAUGCUACAUUCAUUGAAGAUAUACCUACUAAAUACUAUAUUAAUGUAAACAAUAAGCGGGCGCUCAUGUAGUAUUCAAAACAGAAAGGUUUUAUGAAUAAUUAUUCUUUCUGGGUGGUUUCUUAGCGCGAAACUCCGACACAAAUGCCUGAACAGGCUGUCAUGUCAGCUGACAAGUAAACCAUUAAAUAUAUUCCAUUAGGUCAUUGAUGAGCGAAUCGCUGACCGAGCUGCCAAGAACAAUAUUUCACAAAAAGAGGAAGAAGACGGGGAAACCAGUAAAGAAGAGGAUGUGUUUAAAAGACAGAAGCGUCUGGCAUUUCUCGAUCUAUUACUGGAAGCGUAUGACAAAGGGGAAAUUUCACGGGAAGGAGUUAGAGAAGAAGUGGAUACGUUUAUGUUCGAGGUCUGAAUGCUUGUGAUAAUUGCGCUUUGGCUCGUUUUCUUUUGUUUUUGUCAUUAUUGGCGUCGAUGUUUUGCAUUUUGUUUCGGCUGUUUUAAUAUGUGACGAAAUGGAAAUACUCGGUCGCAUUAUAGAAAAGAACUUAGAGCAUACUUCUCACUCACCUACAACCUAGCCUGUGCAUAGACAAUUUUAUAUUUUUCUUUUUGAAAAUCGACGAGCGCAGAGCGCUUCCCCACCCCCACCCCCUUGCGCUAGCGGUCAGUAAAUCCCCACCCCCUCCCCCCCGAUUUCAAAUCCAUACGCGCGCACGAUGAUGUCGAAAGAGAAAAUAGAAGGUCUAUGAACAGGCUACCUACACCCAUGACGUGAUAACCAGGCCCCUCUUUUUCAACCGGUGAAUAACUAUAUCCCCUGGAUAAAUCAUCAUUCACUUAAUGAAGCAAUUGGUUUCCCUCAUACUAAUCCACUGGAUAGUAAUUUAUCCGGUGAACUUUUGAAUAACUGGGAGCAGAUCAGAAAUAAAACAAGGCCCAACAAAACUGAAAUUGGUCACAGAGACGUAACUAUAACUUUCACUUAGAGUUGAAGUUAAAAAAAACUUUCUAACUUCCGCACAGUGUGUCCAAAUGAGACUCAUAUUUUCCGACUGUCCUGUAGUAGGGGUAGUGUGACGUCAUGUUACCAUAGUAGCAAAAUUUCUGGAUUUUCAACAAUCUUUCUUGAAAAAGACGGCAUUUGCAUUGCCAACAGUUCGUGGAGAUUCCGAAAUUUUGCUACCAUGGUAACAUGACGAAACGACUUCUCCUCUCUAUUCAGGACUCCACCCAUAUUCAAUCCAUUAACCCUUUAAGACCCAAUAUCCACAAACAAAUUCUCCAAACUGAUCUCUAUACAUUUCCUUACAGAAUUUGUUGGGAGAAAUUGAUAAAAGAUCAGAGAUUUUUCUUUUUGUGAUCAUUUGAUUAAUUCUCAUAGAUGUUGCACUUGACAUUCUAUGGGUAUUGUUAGGAGAAAAUUGAUGUUGGUCACUAUUGGGACUUAAAGGGUUGAAAUAUUACUUUACAAUGUUUACUUGAGUGAGCAACUGAUCAUCAGCCAAGGCUCCGAGGUUAUGCAAGAUGAAGUCUCCAGGAACAUCCUUUAAUCGCUUUUCUGUUCGUUUAAGGGUCAUGACACCACAGCUGCCGGUAUUUUGUUUGCCUUAUACCUUCUUGGGCGCCAUCCAGAAAUUCAGCAAAAAGUACAGGAAGAGGUGGAUCUGUUUUUUGGUGAGGGCAAAUCAAGAGUAAGAAGUGUGAAUACUGUUCAAAAGUAAAGUUUGCGAUUAUUGUCUUACUGAAUCGAUGUUUUACAGACCGUCGCCCUGAAACACUGUCAGUGGAUGAUUUAAAGGACUUACGUUACCUGGAAUGUGUUAUUAAGGUACUGAAAUAUUUCAUAUUUUGUUAAGUUGUUAGAAGACUGGUUUUUCUCGAUUAUUUUGGAUGAUCAAGGUAGCUUAUCCGGAGGCGAUUAAACCAAUCAACCUAUCUGUCAACUUCAAUACAAUUCUGGCAAUUGCCGCGGUCGCCCAAAUAGCCCGGAUCAUCUCCAUCACCUGAACACAUCUUGAGACAACUUGGGCCAUCGAAGACAAUCCGGACGAUUAUAUGAAACUUAGAGCUUCGGCGAUACUUGCUAUCCACUCAUUUUAACCUUAUUAUUUAUGUUAAUUUCCAGGAAGCCCAGCGUAUAUUUCCAUCUGUUCCACAUUUUGCUAGAACGACUACUGAAGACUGCCAAUUGGGUAAAUAACCUUACUAUGUCUUCCUUUCGACCUGCAAGCUGGGGACAACCUAACUGAGAGCCUGGGUGGGGAGCGUGGAUCUCCUUCAGUGGCUGAUCCCCUUUGGGCCUCAUUUUGGUCUAAAAAUAAAGGGGAGGCCCGGGCUCCCAUGGCCCCUCCCCUGGAUCCACCACUGUCCUUCAUAGAAGCUCAUACCUUACAAAUGUCUAUGAAGCCAAGCAAUAAAGUCUCUAGCAGUUCUAAAAGUAUCGGCCCUAAGCAAGGUUAUUCAUGCUAUGGUGAGAGGUCAUGAGGGAAUGACGUCAUGAUUUAAGUUGACUACCAUAUGUCAGAUUCACCAACCAGGGGAUCCACUAGGUCAGGGCACUGGACACAAACAUACCAAAAUUAACAUCACUUAAAAUGAUCUUACAUAAACAGCGCGCCUUUCCCUUUUCCGCGAGCACACUCCAAGUGCCUGGGGCCCCGAAUUCCCCUUACCCCUAACAUCAGAAAGAAAAAAGUGCCCACGCAUGCGCAGGCUAUAGCCUCGAUCAUUUAGGAAAAGAAAAAACAUAAUUCAAAUUCCGUUAAAUUGUAGGUGAAUUUUUCGCUCCGAAAGGCACAACGGUUGGGGUUUCACCAAUGGCUCUUCACAGAAAUCCGGAAAUAUGGCCAGCACCGUUGCAAUUCGAUCCAGAUCGCUUUCUUCCAGAAAACAGCCAAGGGAGACAUCCAUUUGCUUUUCUUCCAUUUUCAGCAGGACCGAGAAACUGCAUCGGUAGGACAUUAAAAUUUACAAAAUAGACGGUUAUUAAAACAGGCAAACAGGUUUAAUUUUGUCAUGCCAAAAUUAUAAUCCCAGUGGACAGCUAACGUCUUCCACUGGAUAAUCCAGCCGUCCCUCCUUGCUCCUCGCCGUUCGCAUGUGAGACGUCUUUGCUUCAGCGACAGAAAUUCCAUACUGAUGACGUAAAUUGAUGUUUACAUACCGUAAUUAAUCCGGUGGUCAUGGGUUUCCAAAUAUAAAUCUGAUUGAUUUUAUGUUUCUCUAGGUCGAUUAAGGUAAAGUAGAGUGUUCUUCUGGGAACGAGCUCCAGCAAAACUCAAUUGUUUAAUUCUCUUAAAAGAAGAAUAUAUUCCACGAAUAUUGACUGUUUUGUAGUAGAUUCAUCGUGUUUACAUUUGACCUUUUGUCUUUUGUCUGUCAUUCUUGAACUGAUAGCUAAAAAAACAAUAGAACUACUACUUCGUCGACCUAUCAGAGUUUCAGACCAGAUUCCAGAUUUCAGAUAGAUUUUUCGUCCUCAGUACGGAAUUUCUGUCGCUGAGGCGCAGACGUCUCUACUGCGAAACCUCCCUAGUGGCAAGGGGUGAUGAGAGACGUCUGUAUUCGCAGGCUAUCAUAAGUACCUAAAGCCGUCGCCUUACAAGGCGGAACGUCGGUUACGAGGGAUUUGCGACUGUAUUUUCUUUCUUCCUUACAGGUCAGCGGUUUGCCCUCAUGGAAGAAAAGAUUGUGUUAUCUCAUGUUCUGCGCUCCUUUAACGUGGAGUCCACUCAGACUUUCGAGGAACUUUUGACAUGUGCGGAGCUUAUUACCCGACCUAAAGAAGGACUAUUCGUCACAUUAGGAAAACGCCAGUAA